Anopheles nili is the source of this 1663-nucleotide messenger RNA. RefSeq names its product peptidoglycan-recognition protein LB (gene PGRP-LB). The coding region runs from base 497 to 1114 and encodes 205 amino acids. The record is from RefSeq and is a predicted model, not a curated record. The transcript has 3 exons. Gene Ontology annotation, biological process: peptidoglycan catabolic process; innate immune response. NCBI's taxonomy places the organism in Eukaryota, Metazoa, Arthropoda, Insecta, Diptera, Culicidae. Gene Ontology annotation, molecular function: N-acetylmuramoyl-L-alanine amidase activity; peptidoglycan binding; zinc ion binding.
GGGAAGCAAAGGAUAGGAAAGGCAACAGUAACUGUUCCUCCUUAAAUAAUGUGUCAAAUAGUGUUGUAAGCACUUGAAGAAACUGUACAUCGCAAUGAAUUGGGGCUUUUUUAGAUGCUUUUUGAAGAAGACAAAUGUAAAAGUUGACUAUGCUCUAACAACACAUUAGUGAAUACGUUCGAAACAUACGAGGCCACUUGUUUCCAGCACCGCGGUAUUGUUCUCGUUACAGUGCUCCAUAGCAAACUGUUUGUUUAAGUGGCGAAUGUUACCUUCUCUUUUGGAAGCUCAUUAUUUGUUCAUCCUAUGACAGAUUUUGAAGCUCACGACUAUCGCUCCUAAUCAUUGACUGAUUGCAUUGAUCAGACAACUUGUCUGUGUUCAAAGUACGAAGCAUAGCAUAGAGAAUUGUGAAAUAAUACAAAAAAAAACUACACUAUAAACGAAAUUUGUAAUUACUAGAGGUGCUAAAAAAUACUUCUUGAAAUUCUACAUUAUGUCGGCAUCGAGACUUAUAAUUUGGCACACGAUUGCAAUACCGCUGAUAUUGCUAAGAGCUGCUGUUAACAGUAAAGCAUGCGAUUCACCACCUUACGUGUCUCGCAGUGCAUGGAACGCUCAGCCGGCCAAACUGAUUGAACACUUUACUGGACCCAUCCCGUACGUUAUCAUUCACCACUCAUAUAUUCCGGCUGCUUGCUACAAUGGCCCGCAAUGCAUUGCAGCGAUGCAAUCUAUGCAGAAAGCGCACCAAGACGUCCGUCAAUGGAAUGAUAUCGGGUAUAGCUUCGCAGUAGGAGGUGACGGCCGUGUGUAUCAGGGACGGGGGUUCAAUGUUGUUGGGGCUCAUGCACCGAGAUAUAACAAUCGGAGUGUGGGGAUUUGUCUUAUAGGAGAUUGGGUUGCGGAAGUACCACCUAAGAUCAUGCUGACUGCAACUCAAAACUUAAUCGAAUAUGGCGUUCGGAAUGGACUUAUUGCCCAGAACUACACACUACUGGGGCAUAGGCAAGUGCGGUUGACCGAAUGCCCCGGUGACAAAUUAUUCGAGGAGAUUAAAAUGUGGCCCCACUUUUCCCCCAUGACUGACAUUGUUGAUCAGACCAAUGUUUAAGUCACGAUGCACAUUUAUUAAAUGAAAGUAUUUUACACGUGUUUUUUCUACCUCUUACAAAUAUUUUAUGUUCCUAAUGUUUUGUUGAAGCAAAUAUACAUCAAUCACAUUCAACCAAAGCUUACAAUUAUGUCGUUCAAACUGCAAGGGGUAAAAAUUUGUGUUGAAGUUUUCAUAGAAUUUAAUUUACAACAUUUUUUACGACUGAAGUGAGAUGAAUACAUCAUAUAUUUCAAAACAUUCAACAUAAAAUAGCAUGCUAAUCAUUCUUACGAAAAAACGAAUACUAUAGGACGAACGAUAGGAUCAUACUUGAUAUGACAAUACUAACAGUGUUAUAGGGGUAUAUGUAUAAAGUGAGCAUUUUCGAAAAUAGUUUUUGUAACUCAAAAGAAUAGCAAAAUUAUAAUAAAAAACAAAUUGUUUUGAACCCAUUCGUUCUACGCUGAUUGACUUGUAAACAAAAACCAUAUUAAGUUUUACAAAUAAUUAUGUCUGAGAAAAAAUUGAGGAGAGAGAUAAAGGAAGGGGAAGAGAAAGGAAGUGAAA